This is a messenger RNA of Babesia bovis T2Bo, 680 nucleotides long. Its product is annotated as Prefoldin subunit family protein. The coding region runs from base 278 to 646 and encodes 122 amino acids. NCBI's taxonomy places the organism in Eukaryota, Apicomplexa, Aconoidasida, Piroplasmida, Babesiidae. The transcript has 3 exons. The record is from RefSeq and is a predicted model, not a curated record. Gene Ontology annotation, cellular component: cytoplasm; prefoldin complex. Gene Ontology annotation, biological process: protein folding.
AUAAGUGUUACAGUGUAUAGUCCGGGAAUAAUACACGUGGUUGCGCUUAGGUGUAUACACUGGAAACCGUGAUAAUCUCACUAAGCAGUUAAAUCGACUCUACUAGGAAGGUACCGGGUUAUUAACAAUUUUAUCGGUACAUAUUAGCUUUAUGGCAUUAGGGGCCAGAAGGUCAGAUGGUUAUACGUGUACAUUACCCAAGGCGCGUCGCACAUUUCGCAGUACGCCAUCAUUCUAUCAUUAAACUAUAUUGUGAUUCUGUGUAACUGUUGAAGCAAUGGCAACUAAAGUAGAUUACGAAAUUAGCGAGGAGGAUCAAAAUAACAUUGUGCAGUUCAGCAAGGUGUUCAAUGAACGGAACCAAGCUGAGAAACGCUUGAAAACUCUGAAGGAGCAGGUACAAAACCUAACUGAUGCUGAGGAGGAGCUUAUGAUUACCAUGGAUACACCAUAUUUGAAGAUAGGCGACUGCUUCUUACGUUUCGAAGAAUCCGAACUUGGCAGCCACUUGGAGCAGCAGAAGGACGAAUCCAAUGCUGAAAUCGAGAAGCUAGAGUCGUCGCUGCAAGAACUCACAGCUAAAUCUACUGAAUUAAAGGCUAUGCUCUAUGCUAAACUAGGCAACCGCAUUAACCUGGAGGGUUGAUACCCGCGUGACCUCGCUGUAAUGAUCGCAACAU